Molecule: messenger RNA, 1350 nt
Organism: Oppia nitens
Lineage: Eukaryota; Metazoa; Arthropoda; Arachnida; Sarcoptiformes; Oppiidae
Gene: Sirt7
Product: NAD-dependent protein deacetylase sirtuin-7-like
Exons: 4
Coding region: 177-1334 (385 amino acids)
Molecular function (GO): NAD+ binding
Source: RefSeq, a predicted model, not a curated record
UUAUGUAGUACUGUAUAAACAAUGUCUGCAAUCAAUUGAAUGUUUUGAUUGUAAAGUCAAUGAAUGAAUCAAUGAAUGAAUCAAUGAAUGAAUCAAUGAAUGAAUGAAUGAAUGAAUGAAUCAAUCAAUCAAUCAAUCAAUUGAAAUGUCAUUCAUUGGACACUAACUUACAAACGAUGGACUCAUCUGGUGAUCGACGAAGAGAUCGCAAAGAUAAACAUCUGAUGAAAAUCAAAUUACAGGAGGAAUUGACGGCUAAAAAACGACAGAUUGUGUCCAUUCUUAAGAAAUGCAAAUCUGAACAAACAAAAGAAGACAUCAAAGUUUUAAAUGAAUCAAAACCAUUGGUUGAUUUACUUCUUCAUAAAAGACAAAAAAUUGAGUUAAACAAAGAGAGAUCAAAAGAAGUAGAGGACGAACCACAAGUGAUAUCACAAAAAUGUCUUAUUUUGGCCGAUUUGAUCCGUCAAUCAAAGAGAGCUGUGGUUUAUACCGGUGCCGGUAUAAGUACUUCAGCGCAAAUACCUGAUUAUAGGGGACCUAAUGGUAUUUGGACACAACUCAAGAAUGGAUCGCACAUUGAACAACAUAUAGAUCUAGUUUUGGCGGAGCCGACAUUCACUCAUAUGGCUAUCACUGCAUUAAAUCGUAAACGUAUUGUUAGACAUGUUGUCUCACAAAACUGUGAUGGACUUCAUUUAAGAAGUGGUUUACCACAAAAACAUUUGUCUGAAAUUCACGGCAAUAUGUAUAUUGAAGUUUGUGCUAAUUGUAAAACACAAUAUUUAAGAUCAUUUGAUGUCACUGAAAAUACGUCACUUCGGCGACACAAAACUGGUCGCAAAUGUCAUUUAUGUCCAAAAGAUAGGGCGGACUUAAUCGACACAAUCGUACAUUUCGGCGAAAAGGGCAAACUUUUAUUGCCUCUCAAUUGGGAUGCGGCGGCUAAGUCGGCAGCAAAAGCUGAUCUUAUUAUUUGUUUAGGAAGUAGUUUAAAAAUACUUCGCAAAUAUCAUUGUUUAUGGCCUAAGACGGCUAAGAUUGCUAUCGUUAAUCUUCAGUGGACUCCAAAAGAUUCACAAUCAAUGCUCAAAAUUAACGGUAAAUGUGAUAAUGUUAUGCAAGAAGUUAUGAAGCAUUUGGACAUUCAAGAGAAACCAUAUAUAAAAUCUAAAGAUCCCAUCUAUUGUUACUCGACAUCACUCAAGUCAGAAGAGCAACAAACUUGUAAUCGACUCAAACUCUUUGAAUCAAAUGAAUCGACUAAUAAAAUAUGCGAUUCAGUGGUUUGCAGUCCGGGUUGGUUCGGCAAAGGCAUCAAACGAAAAAAAUAAUUGUAAUAAAUAUGUA